Messenger RNA from Labeo rohita (rohu), 4380 nucleotides. It is a transcript of the gene pcyox1, whose product is annotated as prenylcysteine oxidase 1. Gene Ontology annotation, molecular function: prenylcysteine oxidase activity. The record is from RefSeq and is a predicted model, not a curated record. NCBI's taxonomy places the organism in Eukaryota, Metazoa, Chordata, Actinopteri, Cypriniformes, Cyprinidae. Gene Ontology annotation, biological process: prenylcysteine catabolic process; prenylated protein catabolic process.
UAUUACUGUGAAAUACUGAAUCCCUAGAAUGGCUCUGAGACACUUGUCGGUGAAGGCUCUUCUCUUCUUUGGUCUUUGCCAAAUUGGACAGGGUUUUGCCUCUGCACCUGAAGUCAGAGAGGCCCCAAAGAAAAUUGCAAUAAUUGGCUCUGGUAUUGGAGGCACGGCAGCUGCGUUUUUCUUGAGACAAGAGUUUGGACCGGCCGUGAAGAUCGAAGUGUUUGAGGCAGGGACUGUUGGAGGCCGUCUGGCCACUGAAGACAUUGGAGGAUAUGAGUAUGAGACAGGAGGAUCCAUUAUUCACCCCCUCAACCUGCACAUGAAGCAUUUUCUAGAAAGACUCGGUAUGUCUCCUCGUGCCGAUGUGCCGUCUAAACUGGCGAUAUUUGACGGGAAAGAGCUGACCUUUGAAGAGAGCGACUGGUUCAUAGUGAACUUCUUACGCAUGCUGUGGAAAUAUGGAUUCAACUUCAUUCGAAUGCAUAUGUGGGUGGAGAGCGUACUGGACAAGUUUAUGAGGAUUUAUCAGUACCAGCAGUUUGGCUACUCGUUCUCCAGCGUGGAGAAGCUUCUUCAUGCUAUGGGUGGAGACAGUUUCCUUACUCUGGUCAAUCAGACGCUGGAGGAGGCCAUGCUGGCUGAAGGCUUCUCUCAGGUCUUUCUCAAUGACAUCGUAACACCCAUCACAAGAGUCAACUACGGCCAAAGUGUCAGAAUUAAUGGAUUUGUGGGUGCUGUUGCACUAGCAGGAGCUGAAUCAGGACUGUGGGCAGUGGAUGGAGGGAAUAAGCUGGUCUGUUCCGGGCUUCUGUACCACAGCAAAGCUGAACUUGUUCCAGCUCGUGUCACUGCCAUCACCAUGAAAACAAGACCAUCCAAAACUGGUUCCGCUGCUAGUUUCUAUGAACUGAACUAUGUUGGCGAGGCUGGUGCCGCCCAUUCCAUGUACGAUAUAGUUGUAGUAGCCACACCUCUCCACCAGGGCCUGUCUGACAUCAACUUCUCAGGCUUUUCUCCAGCCAUUCCAUCCCACUUCCCUGGCCGCUACCACCAAACGGUGGCAACGCUGGUCCACGGUCUGCUCAAUGUGUCAUAUCUGGGCACCACAGAGAAGCCGGAAGACUUCUUUGUUUCUGACGUCCUCACAUUGGACAACAAAGACUCCGAGAUCCACAGCCUGAGCUCUCUGGAACCGGUGAAAAUUCCCAAGGAUUACUCCCGCAGCCCUGCCAGUCAACCCAAAGUAUGGAAGAUCUUCUCCUCUCAGCCACUUUCUCAGAAGAAUCUGCAGCAAAUAUUUCUUUCCUGGGACUCGGUGUCGGAGAAGCGCUGGCUCGCCUAUCCCUCCUACAGCCCGCCGCACCGCAGGACGCCUCCCUUCAUUCUCCACGAUCGCCUUUACUAUCUCAACGCCGUGGAGUGGGCGGCCAGUGCCAUGGAGAUGAGUGCCAUUUCCGCCCGUAAUCUGGCUCUGCUCGCCCAUCACCGCUGGUACGAGCAGACGGGCAAAAUCGACCAAGAGGAUCUGCACACCAGACUCAAAGGUGAACUUUGACAGAGGAGCGCUGCGGUUCAUCAACUUGUUUGGGUUUGUAAACAAUAAAAUCUAGUAUGGGGAUAAGAGGUUGGAUUUUUGAAAGGCACCCUGUGCUGUAUAUUUUUAAAAUAAUUUUGUAGGUUAUUACCUAGGUCAUUACAAUUAAGCACAUUCAAAAUUAUCAUUGCUGAAAUGAAAAAUAAGAUUUUUUUUUUUUUUUUUUUGGUAAAUCAGGGAAAAAAAUCUGGCCAAAGUCAUGAAAUGUAUUAUAACCUUAAAAUUAUAAAAAAAAAUGUUAAUUGAAACAAAGCUGGAAUUAAAUAAAAUAUAAAUAUUAGACAAAAGAAAAUUACAAAUGUCAAAUGUUGCUUUUGAAAUACACUACCAGUCAAAAGUUUUUGAAUAUUAAGAUUUUUAAUGUUUUUUUUUUAAAGAAGUCUAUUCUGCUCACUAAGCCUGCAUUUAUUUGAUCCAAAGUAUAGUAAAAAAAAAAAUUAAAUAUUUUUUUAUUUUAAAAUAACUGCUUUCUAUUUAAAUAUAUUUUAAAAUGUAAUUUAUUCCUGUGAUCAAAGCUAAAUUUUCAUCACCAUUACUCCAGUCUUCAGUGUCACAUGAUCCUUCAGAAAUCAUUCUAAAAUACUGAUUUGCUGUUCAAGAAACAUUUAUUAUUAUUAUUAUUUUUAUUUUUAUUUUUAUUAUCAUUAUUAUUUUUGAUCAAUGUUUAAAAUAGUUGAGUAUUUUUUUUUUUUCAGGAUUCUUUGAUGAAUAGAAAGAUCCAAAGAUCAGCUUUAUCUGAAAUGAAAAAAGGUUUUGUAAUGUUAUACAUUAUACCAUUCAGAAGCUUUUUUUUUGGAAAGAAAUUAUAGAAACUAAUACUUUUAUUUAGCAAGGAUGCUUUCAAUUGAUCAAAAGUAAUGCUAAAGACAUUUAUAAUGUUAUAAAAGGUUUCAGAUUUCAGAUAAAUGCUGUUCUUCUGAACUUUCUUUUUAUAAAAGAAACCAGAAAAAAUUCUAAUGAGAUGUUUUAAUAAUAAUAGUAAUACAUGUUUUUUUGAGCAGCAAAGCAAAAUAUUAGAAUGAUUUCUGAAGGAUCAUGUGACUGGAGACUUUAUGCUAAAAAUUUAGCUUUGAAAUCACAGGAAUAAAUUACAUUUUAACAUGUAAUUAACAAAUAAAUGCAGGCUUGGUGAGCAGAAGAGACUUCUUUAAAAAAACAUUAAAAAUCUUACUGUUCAAAAACUUUUGACUGGUAGUGUAAUAAAAUGACUAAAAUUCAAAUAAAUCCAAAGCUAAACAGAAAUUAAUUUAGCAAAAAAUAAAUUACUAAAUUAAAAAUUAAAACUAAACAUUCCCAGAAAUGUAAACAUUUAAUAAAUACAAUAAUAGAUUAUAAUACUAAGAUAACAUUUCAUCAAAUGAUUAUAUGUUAUAUCAGAUAGUAAAUACUUGAAUACAUAAUUUUUGUUCAUUUCAUACAGGUCACUUACAGGUAAAUCAGACUACCAAGCCAUAGAGAAACUAAUUAUUUGACAUUAAUUUUGUACACAGUCUGUGUAUAUUAAUCUGUGUGGGUGAAUCUCUUGAAACCUAUCAAGAAUGUGCACUGUAAAAUCACAAGUAAGCAUGUUUUCCAUUCUCAUUCUCUGUUUGUGUUAUUAGCUGGAUAUGUUCUAGACAGGAUUCUUGAGAUUCACUCUUACAUCAUUCAUGUACAUUUAAAGAAGAGCAACCCUAGAUGCACUGUAAAAUUCACAGUAGUAGUGGCCUUUAUGUGCUAGAUUGUGGAUAUACAGUCUACUUAACUGUGUAUGAGACACUGUAUGUAGGAGCGCUGUGAUUAGUAAUAAGCUCUUUCUCUAUCUCUCUUUUUUUGUUAAUGAAAUGGAAUUAAGUAUUGAUAUUAAUUACUACUGCUACCUGUGUGUCUGUGUGUGUUGGGGGGCACUGUGAUGUGCCAGGUUUUCACAAAUACAAUAUUUUCCUGUGCUUAACUCUAGUUUAAUCAGUCUAGUUCACCUGCUCAGUCCUCUAACUUGAACACAGCCUCUGACCUAGAAUUUUCAUGCAUGUGCUAAGAAAUUUUUUUAGAAUCCUUAUAAUUUUUUUGUUCUUGCAAAUGUGCAUUUAGUAUAUGGUUAAUUAGUCUUGGUGCCUUAAAGCGUCUUUAGUUUUUAACAUUGCAAAAAAAGCUUAAAUGACAGUUAAGAAUUUGAAAGAAAGGAUGUAAUCUGACCAGGUUUUUUUUAAAUAUAUAUAUAAAUAUAUAUUUUAAUGACACAUUCUCUUUCCAAAUUCUUAUGAAAAAAGAUAAAUAAAUAAAAAUAAGCAAACUGAAAAUAAGGCAAAAAUGAAUCUAUAUCUCAUGAUGGUAUGUGUUGUACUGCCAUGAGUUUAUGGUGAUUUAAAUAAUUAAAAAAAAAGAUUAUAUUGGUGGAAAUUUAGUAAUGAUCACCAUGGAGAAUAAUGGGAUAGAAAUAUUCGUCACAGACAAUCACAGUCUUUGCAAACAAUAAGUAUUAAUACUACUGACACUACUGAUAUGUUUCUAAUUUUCUGAUUCUAUUUUCCAUGCAAAUGAGCCUUUCUGAUCAAUGAUUUGCUUGUAAAUGUUGCCUUCCUGGAAAGCAACAGAUUCCAUUCUGUUUACAUAGUUAAUUUUUUUUUUUAAUCCUUUUGACAAAGAAGAACAGUGUUAAAAAUGAAUGAAGAGUGCUUUUAUAAUAACAAAUGGAUGUUGGUUAAGAAAUUGUUAAACGCAGUAAUGAUAUUGAUUUAAGAAUGAGAAUUUUGUUGAUUCAAGUUCACAAGCUGUUUACAAUUGCAAUAAAAUUGAAUGUCUUUGAG